CAACGUUCACAGUUGUCGUUCUCAGCUUAGCGUGGUUGGACGUGGUUCAACGAGUUUCCAUAUUAUUAAACAAUUGAUAAUUGAGUGUGACGUGAAGUAUUUGUAAUACUGUAAAUAGCUUGUUGUGUUGUGCACUUUACUAAAUCAAGAUGCUGAGAUACUUGUGCAUUCUAGCUGUAAUCACUCAACUGCUUUCCUCGGCUAACUCUGAAGCUCCUGCGUACAUCAAGCAAUGCCGACGCGAUGAUCCCCAGCUUGUGGACUGCUUUAUUGCCGCCCUAGAGCACCUGAGACCGUAUCUGGCUAGCGGCAUACCCGAGAUCGAGUUGCCGCCCGUUGAGCCCUUCAAGAUGGACAGUCUGGCGCUGCAGCUCACCGAGGGACCGCAGGGCUACAAGAUUACACUAAAGAACAUGGAUGCCUAUGGCGCCAGCAGCUACGAGGUGAAGUCUCUGCAACUGGGCCAAAAUGGUGGAGAGCCGUUCAAGGCCCGUCUGGUUAUUCCUAAGCUCAAAAUCGAGGCAAAGUACACUAGCUCCGGUGUACUUUUGAUUAUCCCCGCUUCUGGUGGUGGCGAUUUCCAUGCUGUAUUCGAUGGAGUCACCGCUGAUCUGACUGGCAAGACAUCGGAGCGCAACGGGUAUUUGCAUGUGGAUUCUCUCAGCAUCGUUUUGGAUGUGAAGAAGAUCGACAUGAACAUCUCCCGUGCAUUUAACAACAAUCGAAUAUUGCUGGAGGCAACAAACCUUUUCCUGCGCGAUAACUCACGACUUGUUCUGGAUGCCAUGCAAGGACAGCUUCAAAAGAAAUUAGCCUCUGAGUUCGGCAAGCUGGCCAAUCAGCUACUUAAGAACGUUCCUAUCUCACAAUUUUACUCCAAUUAGUCGCAACAUAUUACUGAAACUAGUUUUAAGUAUUUUUUAUUUAAUUGUAUAAUGAAUGUUAUCGCUAUGAACAAAGUAUUAAAUAAUCUAUUGAUAAACA
This is a messenger RNA of Drosophila albomicans, 984 nucleotides long. RefSeq lists its product as uncharacterized. The transcript is spliced from 4 exons. The record is from RefSeq and is a predicted model, not a curated record. NCBI's taxonomy places the organism in Eukaryota, Metazoa, Arthropoda, Insecta, Diptera, Drosophilidae. The coding region runs from base 150 to 884 and encodes 244 amino acids.